UCUUCGGUCUUGUCUUCAGUAGUUUGCAUUCCUUCAAUGGCAUUUAAAUGGGCCAUUGUGGGAUCCCUCCAUCACCCACUUCUCCACUUGUUUCCAAGGAAACACCAGCUGCCGUGGUUGGAGGUGAGCAGAGUGGGCCGGCGGAGGAUUGUUUUACCCUCCCUCGGCUACAACUUUGGCUUCCUUCUGCUUCAUUAUCUCAUUUUUUCCGACGGCCUGGCUUGUGUGACGGAGCAGCUGUAAAGGAAACCUUUGGACCUCAUUGCUCAGCAACUGGUUGAAAGUCGUUUAGUAAGUCCAAGAGCUGGGAAGACGUCGCAAUGGAUAGCGAGAAGGACCCGAGCCACAUGGACAUGGCUGUGUGUGAGGAUUUGGGAAGCUAUGCGGUGGACACUGGGACGAUCCCCGGGAAGGUGAAGAAGGGGAAGACGAAAACUAAACUGGGAAGUCGGAAAGCUUUAAGCUUGGAGGAAAACCAGCUCGAGAUUCAACAGCAGGCCAAGAGCCUGAGCCGGCCGGUCCUGCCCAGGUCUCACACUCUCGAUGUCGACAGACCUCUGGAACGAAGUGAAAGCCUGAACUCUAGAAGUAGUUUCAUAAAGCACAACAAAACAUUCCACAAACUCUUCCCAGAAAUCCCAGAAAGCGAGGACUUGCUACAUGCCUACAUCUGUGCGCUGCAGAAGGAAGUGCCUUAUCACGGCCGUCUGUACAUCACCGACAGCAACCUGUGCUUCUUCUCCUCUGUGCUGCUCAAGGACACGAAGGUGAUCGUUCCCGUGGCCAGUGUGAGCGCCCUGAAGAAGCAGAACACCGCGCUGCUCGUGCCCAACGCCAUCUCUGUCCGGACGGCCGACGGGGAGAAGUAUUUGUUCGUGUCUCUGCGGAACAGAGAAGGGUGUUACAAGCUCCUGCGCUCCGUCUGUCCUCAGCUGGAGGACGGAAGUGCCAACAGCAGCCCUUUCUUCUCCUCGGCCGAGAACAGCUUCGAUCAGCCCAAACUCGUGAACGUGUUUCUCCGGCAGCAGAACUCGAGUCAGUCGAGUCUGGAUGACUCUUUCGAGGUGGACGGGGGACGAGUUUCUCCUCAGCCGGAGCUUCCUGCCUCCAGACUCACACGAGAAAACACUGCUGCUGGAUCAAACCCGAGCACGAGGAGAUCACUGCAGGAGCGAGACCACAGCUCCACCGAAGAGCACACGGGGAGUUCGUGGGUUUGGAACGUGACGGAAAGGGCUCGAUCUCUCCUGAUCCAGAGGGAAGUCAGUAACCUCAACACGCUGCUCCUCGUCUACCUGAUUCUGGUGUUUCUUCUCUUGUUGUCCUCUGGCUAUAUCGGCCUGCGUAUCGUGGCCUUAGAAGAGCAGCUGACGUCUCUCGGAGCCCUUCCCGAAUUCACUUUACAAAGCGGGUACAAAGAAACAUAAGAGUCCAUACAUUUUCAUCUGAACUUUGGAAGACACACCAAAAAGCCUGCAGGGAAUGCUGGGAAGGACCUUUAUUUGCACAUACGCUGGCUACCCAGUUCCAAACUCUGCGUCUUUGCCAAGUAAAGAACCAAAGCUGGUGGUUUUGAUGACACCCAGGCAUGUGUGAACUCGCAGUUUCCAUCAGCGACUCGCCCUAAACUACCAAAGACAACCGGUUUGUCUCGGAGUGUGAAAAAAAAAAAAAACAACAACAAGCUAACUGCAGGUUCUUCCGUGGGAAAGCAUUUCAUCUGUUGUUCGCCACUGCAUUUCAUUUGACCACUGUUUUAAAAAAAUAUCGCCAAUGACUUUGUCCAUUUUCCUCCCAAAAUCCUUGUAUUUUUGAUCGCUUGUAUCCUGUCUUGUUGCGCGACAGGUUGCAUCUUUCGGCUUCAUUCUUCCUCUAGUUGUCCGUUUUUGUUUUGUUUUUUUUGUUCAUAGAAGGGGUUUGCGAUAUUAAACCUAACUUUGGUUUAACGAUAAAAAGAAAAAUCUAGCUAGCUGACCCUUAGUAUUACUGUAUGUAUAGUCUAUGCACAGAAAAUGCUCACAUCAGGUAUUUAACGCUUUUCUUUUGUUUGUUUCACCUUUUAUACUUUAAAGAGAUGAAGUAGUCCGUGAAACGUUGGUCUCUUCGUAAUCUGAACAAUUUAAAAAGAGGAAAAAAAAAAAAAAAAAGAUUGUAUUGUAUUGUGACGUUUGAUGCAUCUCAACCAGAUGCUUCUAAUGUCCAAAUUAUGGCACAAAAAAAAAACGAGUGCUCGCAUGUAUGCGCGAAUCCAAAAAGAGCAUUUCCGUUCAGGACUCUAAUUACGAUACUUGACGAAAACGACAUGGUCCAAAAUAUGCAUGAUUUGUGUGUGUGUGUGUGUGUGUGUGUGUGUGUGUGUGUUCUUAUAAAUAUGUUCAAGAGAUUGCUUGUAAAAGAGAUGCGUAGCUGUUCGAGUGCACUUUAUAGUGUUGAGACGCUCUCCCAUCCUGAAGGGGGCGCUGUAUAUUUGUUCUGGGGUGUUAGACGGUGCUAAGAACCUCUCACUCAGGGCUGGGAAUGACUCGCAAUGCAUCGUGGGAGUGCGGUAGAUCCUUCAGGUGCUUGGAAUGAGCGCGCACGGACUCGCCGAGAGUUCCUGAGAAUUUCCCACGCGUUUCAUAUGCAGGUGAUAUGAAUGCAUGUUGCUCGUUCAAACCCAUGGAUCUCUCAGGAGCUUUUUUUCCCUGCAGUUUUCCUAUGAAGUGGAGUUUCCCAGUUGGAUUGAUCCAUGUAAACAACAGGAAAUGGAUUUUGCACAACAUUUCAACUCGUCGCCGGGGCAUCGCAACCUCAAAGUCCCCUCAACGACUGUCUAAUAACCACAAUGCAAGAAUCCCAACUUUCAUAACCUGUUUAUAUUGCACUAUUGAAGUGUUGAACUUAUUGUUUUUGUAUCAAUAUGUUGGUAAACAUCUUGUUUGGUCUAUUUAUUGCAUUAUGUGUAAUUCAAAGUAGUCUCUGUGAGACUGGCUUUGGCAUUGUUUGAAUAAAUCAAGUGCUAAGGAAAGAA
Molecule: messenger RNA, 3010 nt
Organism: Ctenopharyngodon idella (grass carp)
Lineage: Eukaryota; Metazoa; Chordata; Actinopteri; Cypriniformes; Xenocyprididae
Product: GRAM domain-containing protein 2B
Exons: 13
Coding region: 321-1427 (368 amino acids)
Source: RefSeq, a predicted model, not a curated record